CGGAUGUUCCGCGGAACGCUAGUUCGCUCGUGCAGAUAUUGGCUCGGUUCCUGUACUUGUAGGUGGUCGUCUUUUUAUGGAUUUGCCGCAUCGUCGCGAUCGCUGUAUUAUUCCAUUAUUGGGAAGGUAAUCAAAGAGUGAUUACCUACCGAUCAGCGUUGUUGCCGGACGGGCGUGGUUGGGCCGAAAAGAAGUGAGAGUGCUGAGUUAAAGGGGUGGGUAACGAACUGGUCUAUAAAAGUAAAUGUUUAAACUUUUCCAUGCUGAGUUCAGUUUUGUGUGAUUUGUUGUGCUUGGUGAUAAUUCAAGUGUAAAGAAGUAAUAAGUGCUGACUCUGCUGCUGGGCAGGUGAAAUAAAUAUUGCUGUUCGUUAAGAAUACUGCUGAAUAGAGAUUCCACAAUCGAAAGGCAAUUUAGAACAAUAUCUGAUUGGCGAAUGGUUUCUUCCUUAAUUUUUUCUUCACAUUCAAAAUUUGAAGCAUUCCUCAAAUACUGAUCGUUCCGAGGGCAACCACCUCGGGCCCAUCAAACAGCCUCUAUCCUGGAGAUAAAAUUCUAACACACGAUCGCAAAUGUCAAAACCGAAAGACGUGGAAAUGAACACAAUGCACCGGGUUGAUUCGGCCAAUCGAUUCCAGGUCAAUCCAGUCAGUCUUGAUCACCCAGAUGGUGGUGGUGGCGGUACCAACGGCCACGCAGAUGCCACCACCGAUGAUGACACAUUCCCGGAAGAGCUGGUUAAACGUCGGACAUCGAGGCUCCAGUCAUUGCGGACCAGCUUCCGCGACAAGGAGCGAAAGAACUCCCAAACCACACGUUUCAAGAUGGAAAAUGGGAACGCGUCCGAUUCCAACGAAGACGAAGAGGACAAUUUGAUAGACGAUAACAAAUACGCAAGGAGCUUCAGACACUUCACAAGAGAAGCCCUACCACGGGCCGAUAACUACAGGAACAUCCUCUCCUUCCAAGCCAACAAUCGCCCUACUUUGGAUGAGCUUCACCAUGCUUCAAUCACGAAUAAGGAAACCAUGCGGCGCGGAACGGUCCACGUGGAUGUGGGCGAGGGAGAGGGCUUCCUGAAGUUCGGUUGGAUCAAGGGCGUCCUGAUGCGCUGCCUGUUGAACAUCUGGGGCGUGAUGUUGUUCCUGCGACUGAGUUGGGUCGUCGGCCAGGCCGGCGUCAUCCAGGGGGUGGUACUGAUUUCGACUACCACCGUAGUGACGGUGAUUACCGCCCUCUCGAUGUCGGCCAUCAGCACGAACGGUGUGAUAAAGGGUGGUGGGACGUACUACAUGAUAUCACGCUCGUUGGGACCGGAGUUUGGCGGGUCGAUCGGGUUGAUUUUCUCGCUGGCCAACGCCGUUGCCUGUGCUAUGUACGUGGUCGGGUUCUGCGAAUCAAUGACCGACAUGUUGACAUCGUUCGGACUGGCAAUAAUCGACGGUGGAGUACAGGACAUUCGGAUCAUUGGAGUGAUCACGGUUGUGAUAUUGCUGGGUAUCGUCGUUAUUGGAAUGGAGUGGGAGGCUAAGGCGCAGGUCGUUUUGCUGAUCAUUCUGUUGAUUGCCAUUGCUGAUUUUAUGAUUGGAACUAUUAUUGGACCUAAGUCAGAUUUGGAUAUUGCUAGAGGAUUUGUUGGCUAUAAUGGAACCCUUCUUAUGGAAAAUUUACAAUCCGAUUAUCGGCCGGUUAAGGGCACGGUUCACGAUUUCUUCUCAGUUUUCGCCAUUUUCUUCCCAGCUGCAACUGGUAUUCUGGCAGGUGCUAACAUCAGCGGAGAUUUGAAGGACCCCUCGAAGGCCAUUCCCAAGGGUACCAUCCUGGCCAUCGUACUGACGUCCUUAUCGUACGUUACAAUGGCCGUUAUGGCUGGUGCAACAGUAGUGCGUGACGCCACCGGAAACGUCACCGAUAUGGCUAAUGGAUCUUGGGCAUUCGCUGAGUGUGCUCCUGAAGAGUGUAAAUACGGCUUGCACAAUUCGUUCCAGGUCAUGGAGCUGGCAUCCGCUUUCGGACCCAUCAUUUACGCUGGUUGUUUUGCAGCUACUUUGUCCUCAGCUCUCGCCAGUUUGGUGUCCGCACCGAAGGUCUUUCAAGCACUCUGCAAGGACAAACUCUACCCGAAGAUCGGCUGGUUCGGCAAGGGUUUCGGACCGAACAACGAACCAGUCCGGGGAUACAUUCUGACCUUUGUGAUUUCUGUAGCUGUGAUUCUGAUUGGUGAGCUGAAUUUGAUCGCUCCCUUGAUUUCGAAUUUCUUCCUUGCUGCCUACUGCCUGGUGAACUUCAGCACAUUCCAUGCCAGCAUAGCAAAGCCCGUUGGUUGGCGACCAACAUUCAAGUAUUACAACAAGUGGCUCAGUUUGAUUGGUACAAUUUUGUGUAUUGCCGUAAUGUUUUUGAUUUCAUGGCCGACGGCUUUGAUAACAUUCGCAGUUGUAGUCACUUUGUACCUUUUCGUAUCCUACCGAAAGCCGGAUGUUAACUGGGGAUCAACAACGCAAGCGCAAAUCUACAAGAAUGCCCUUUUGUCUGUGCAGCAGCUCAACAAUGUGGAAGAUCACGUCAAGAAUUAUCGGCCACAAAUCUUAGUUAUGUCCGGUCACCCAGGCAGCCGACCACUGUUGGUCCACUUUUCCUACCUGCUAACUAAGAAUCUUUCGUUGAUGGUUUGCGGUCAGGUGAACAAAGCACAAACAUCCCAGAAGUUCCGAAACUAUCUUCAACGGAAAGCCAACGAUUGGUUCCGCCGGCACAAGGUUAAGGGUUUCUACACUUACGUGGAUGAUAAUGAUUUCGAAACAGGAACUCGUGCGGCCAUGCAAGCAAGCGGAAUAGGCAAGCUGCGCCCCAACCUGCUGUUGCUGGGCUAUAAGAACGAUUGGAAGAAAUGCGAUUCGGUUGAACUGGAACAGUACUUCACAGUGGUGCACAAAGCUUUAGACAUGUACUUAUCGGUGGCGAUUUUGAGAGUUGCCAAAGGUUUGGAUUACGCUCAGGUGCUUGGGGAGGACACCGUGGCAAAGCAAAUUAGCGAGACGCCUCGCACGCUGCUGCACAACGAUAGCUCGAACGAUCUGGCUGGACAGAAUAAGAUAAGUUCGUUGCACGGAAGCUGUGACUCUUUGAGUCGCAACAUAUCGCAAGGACACGAGCGGAAUAAUGUUCACGAGAAGAACGAAAAGAAUCUCAAAGCCAGCAGCACCAGCGAUUUGACCACAGGAACGCCACGCAUACAGACCGUGUCCGGAAUGCCAGACCCGAUGGACAUCAAUGCGAAAUUGUUGAACGAAACCAAUAAUCGCUCGCUGAAACGUACCAACAACGAUCCGGCUCUACUCUAUCGGGGUCCAGGUGGUGCCGAACUGCCAAAAGAAGUCUUGGAGGAACUUACCCAGUUCACGAGCAAAAAGAAACAUGGUAUUAUCGAUGUCUACUGGCUGUACGACGACGGAGGUCUCACCCUGCUGCUGCCGUACAUCAUCAGCACCCGGCGCAACUGGAGCUCGUGCAAGUUGCGAGUGUUUGCCCUGGCCAACCGGAAAAACGAGCUGGAAUUCGAGCAGCGUAACAUGGCCAGUUUGUUGGCCAAAUUCCGCAUCGACUAUUCCGACCUGACGCUGCUGCCGGACGUGAACAAGAAACCAUCUCAAGUGAUGGCCGGAUUCUUCAAGGAACUUGUUCGAGAGUUCUCUGGCGAAGAUGGCAUAAUUUCCGAUGCGGAACUGUUGGCCGUCCAAGCAAAAACGAACCGCCAUCUGAACAUUCGCGAGUAUCUACUGGAGCACUCGCAAAAGUCGGACCUGGUCGUAAUGACUCUGCCGAUGCCGCGGAAGGGAGUUGUCUCGGCUCCGCUGUACAUGGCUUGGUUGGAAACUUUGAGCCAGGGAAUUUCGCCGUUCCUGUUCGUCCGUGGCAACCAAACCAGCGUACUGACGUUCUACUCUUAAACUCAUGCAGCCGUCACUAAUAUUCUCCCGUCUCGAGAAGGACGUCAAUUUGCACACUUUCAUGCUGUUGUAGUUUUCGCCUGAGAUGGACCAUUCCAGCCACAUUGUAUCGUAUCACAUGGAUUAGACGCCUUUGAAACAUCGAGCGAGUGAAACGUACACCUCCAUAACUUAUUUCCAUUAUUGUGGUUUCAUCGAGAAACGUUUCGCAAUAUCGUAGUAUAUAGAAUAUAUUCAAGUGCCUCAGAGAGAUUGUUGCAUCGAUUUCACAUAGAAAAACCAACAAUUGUAUUAUAAUAAUUUGUAAAAUUGAAAUGUAUUUCAUAAUAUUUUUGUUAUUUUUGUUGUAUUAAUGUAUGAGAUUCGUCUGAAAAAAAAUCUUUGGUUUCACUUCAA
Messenger RNA from Armigeres subalbatus, 4346 nucleotides. RefSeq names its product solute carrier family 12 member 1 (gene Ncc69). The record is from RefSeq and is a predicted model, not a curated record. Gene Ontology annotation, cellular component: membrane. NCBI's taxonomy places the organism in Eukaryota, Metazoa, Arthropoda, Insecta, Diptera, Culicidae. Bases 573 to 3950 code for a protein of 1125 amino acids. Gene Ontology annotation, molecular function: sodium:potassium:chloride symporter activity. The transcript is spliced from 12 exons. Gene Ontology annotation, biological process: potassium ion import across plasma membrane; chloride transmembrane transport; chloride ion homeostasis.